This is a messenger RNA of Alternaria arborescens, 120 nucleotides long. RefSeq lists its product as hypothetical. NCBI's taxonomy places the organism in Eukaryota, Fungi, Ascomycota, Dothideomycetes, Pleosporales, Pleosporaceae. The transcript has a single exon. The coding region runs from base 1 to 120 and encodes 39 amino acids. The record is from RefSeq and is a predicted model, not a curated record.
AUGCUUACAAUCCUACUGUUCACCAAAGUAGGACUAAUUACCAUUGCCCUACCAAUUUCAGGCCUCCAGCAGACCGAAAGGCACAUCUCUAUCAUCAUGGCUCCCACAUGCAUUGUCUAG